Magallana angulata is the source of this 3836-nucleotide messenger RNA. Its product is annotated as coadhesin-like. Bases 521 to 3145 code for a protein of 874 amino acids. The record is from RefSeq and is a predicted model, not a curated record. Lineage: Eukaryota; Metazoa; Mollusca; Bivalvia; Ostreida; Ostreidae. The transcript is spliced from 18 exons.
UCUUUUAUUUCAACCAUUCUCAAUUUGAUCCCUUUCAAUUGACCCGCCCUUAGUUGUCAACAAGAGUUUAUGAAAACUUAUACUUUCGUGUCAACAACUCACACAGAUAUGGACAAACCAAAUAAAAAGUUACAUCCUUAAAUAAAAGCUGGAGAUAAAUGGGCAUUCUUUAUCCUCGUUAGUUGUCCAGCACAAACAUGAAAGUGUUAAUAUGGCUUAUAUUGUCACAGGGCCACAAAAGCAUAGCUCGGGUGCAGAGUUUGGGAUGUCGUAGAAAGAACGUUGAGAGUUUUAAAAGUGAAGACUUAUCUACGGAUAACAGUCCAUCUUAAGCGUCCCCCUUAAAAACUGGGUAGGGUCGGAAACAUAUGAUAUCACAACUGGACACGUGACCCGGCAUGUGGGUAACUUAUCUCAUGGGAACAGGCUUAUUUCAUUCAGUUUUGGAGAUAGCGCAUGAGCAACGAGAACCCCCGAGGAUUACACAAAUCAAACAGAGAGUAGGUGGAAGGAAGUGACCAUGUCUUGGACAGUUAAAAUGUAUGUACUGAUGGUCUUAUUGUUCAAAGAAUCGUUUCAACAAACCACAGAUUCUGCCUUACUGACCGUGGAUGGUGGUUGGUCAUCUUGGGCAGACUCUAACGCCUGUUCUGUCACCUGUGGGUCAGGGUCAAUAUUCCGACUCCGCACCUGUACUAACCCAACACCGCAGAAUGGAGGAAAGGAAUGCAAAGGAUCGAUGUUCGAAAGACACACCUGUAAUAAAGGACCGUGUCCAGUGGACGGUGGCUGGUCGCCUUGGAAACCGUUUUCCGUCUGCACGGCAACCUGUGGCGAAGCUUCCCACACUUCUACCCGGCGCUGUAACAACCCAGCUCCCCAAAAUGGAGGGAAGCCGUGUGUGGGGAACGCUACAGAUACCCAGCCGUGUAGAGACCUUCCUCUCUGUGCAAUAGACGGACAGUGGAGUAAUUGGUCAGCUUAUUCAGAGUGUUCCGUGAACUGCGGUCACGGUACUAAAAAUAGAACCAGAGUUUGUAACAAUCCUGCGCCAAAAUAUGGAGGAUUAGAUUGCGCGGGAAACGCAAGCGAGGUUAUCGGCUGCAGCGCUAAGCAGUGCCCUGUGGACGGUGGAUGGGGUGCCUGGAUCACCAGCGGAAGUGAGUGCUCGGUCACGUGUGGACGCGGGUCUAGAAUCAGAAUCCGAUCAUGCUCGAACCCUGCCCCAGUCAACGGUGGUCGGGACUGUCCCGGUGCCGUGUAUGAAUCUAAAUCAUGUUUACUUAAGGAAUGCCCAGUGAACGGAGGCUGGACACGUUGGAGCCCCUUCACACCGUGUACCACGACCUGUGGGGUGGGCUAUCAAACAUCUACCAGGACCUGCACAAACCCCUCCCCACAGUUUGGCGGCCAACCCUGUACAGGAAACAACAACGACACUCGGGUGUGUCCAAAUCAGCCCCUGUGUCCAGUUGAUGGUGGAUGGUCGCCAUGGAAACCAUACUCCUCCUGUAGCGCCACCUGUGGAUUUGGUUCCCAAACGUCUACCAGGGAAUGUAACAGCCCUGCUCCAGAAAAUGGCGGGAAACCUUGCGAGGGAAACCAGACAGAUACACGGCCAUGUACAGAUUUAUCGCCAUGUGAAACAACUAUUUUGACAACAUUGUCGACAAGGAAGCCUGAAGCGACCAAACCUUCAACUCAAACAACGGAAACUAGUGAAAGGCAAACAACAGCAAUAGAAACUUUACCGACGGAGACAUCUACAGUGUCUUCCACAACAAUGUCCUCCUCUGGCCUUCUAACGACAGACAUCACAACGCGCACUGAGUCUGUUACAUCACAGGAACAAAUCGUCACAACCACCGCUCAAACAGAGACGUCACAUAUGAGUGUGUCACACGUCACUUACCAAGAAACGUCAUUUAUUACAUCAGAAACACGUGUGUCAGAGGUUACAACAGUCUCAACAAUUCUACCAACAACAUCAAAGUCUUCAGAGGAAUUCAACAAGCCAAAACUGGGAAUGGUGGUAGUUUCCUUUGCCGUGUACAUCGAUAAGAAUUUUGACGACAAACUGCUGGAUCCAUCAAGUACAACCUACAAAGAGACUGGGAAAAUGGUUUUGGAGGUGCUUACAGAACGGUUCAAGAAUACUCCUGGCUUUCUAAUGGUUGUAAUCAAUGGAUUCAGCUACGGCAGUAUCCGCGUCAACUAUACUGUGGGUUUGUCUGGGGAGGCUUUGUCCACGGAUGAUAGAGUUCGCGCCGCCAAGGACCAUCUUCUUAGUAAGGCCACGAAAUGGACUCCCAAUGAACCGGUCUUCUCCGGAUUCCCCGUCAAUACCGUCAAAACUAAUACAGAUGCUUCAAAACAAGACAUCUCGGCUGUACUUUCGACCGAGAGGAAGGCGGCCUGCGCAUGUCCCCUGGACGGCUACUUCUGUGACUUCAGGGAGGGAGGGGCGAUAUGCGUGAACCAGUGUACCGGCUUCCUGUGUGGUCCUCAUGGUUCCUGUUUAGUGGACGCCGACACAAAGCUACCAAAGUGCUAUUGUAAACAAUUCAAGAACUCCAAGCUAGUGUAUUACGGAGACAAGUGUGAGAAGACCAAAGAGCUGGACUCCGUGGAGCCUAUUGGCGGGGAGUCGGACAACCUGACGCUGAUCGGGGUCACCGCCGGCGUGGGGGGCGGCCUCUUCCUGUUUAUCACGGUGGCCGUCAUCUGUGUCUGCAGGAAAAUUCACGAGCAGAAGAAACAGUUGAAAAGUACCGUGUCUUAUAGUAACCAGAGCUCCCUCUGUCAUCUGGAUCAGCUGGAACACAACAAGGGGGCCAAAGAGAACUUUUACUCCAAGGCCACCCACAACCCCCUCUAUCAGGACAAUGAUGACGUCAGAGCCAGUACUAACGCGGAGCAAAUCGUUCGAAUUUUCUUACACGUGGAACCCGAGAAGAGUAGAAGCAUGAGCAUGCAUAGUGUUGGUUCUAUCCGUACGUCACGUAGCGGCGAGGAUCCGCAUGUAUAUAUGAUAGGAGAUCGCAGGGACCUAGAAACCCAUAAUUUUCAAUCAACGGAAAAACAAUCUAGAACUCCUUUGGAGGACGAAGCAGAAACAUACAACGUUCAUAAUGAAUCCUCAUAGCACUUCCGAGCUGUUGUAGUGACGUCAUAAUAACUAAUCUAUGAUGGGAAACUUGACCGUCCUCAUUCUGUUCACCAGGCAGCCAAAGUUUGAUGUGAUACUGUGAUUAAUGAACAAAGUUAUCUUGGAAUCAUUUUUGAUGAUAUGUACAAAUCAUUGCCCUUUACUCUGUUCAAACGUCAGAUAUUUAUGUAUGUUUCCGCAUGACCUGCCGGGUUUUUUUUAUUGUAUCCUUUUGCAUUCCAUUCCUUCCGUUCUAUGUAUAGUUUUUGCUUUGCUUGUGCUGGUCGCAUAGUUUAUUUUUGUUACUCAAACCAUUUUAUAUUUCUUUAUCGAUGCUAUGCGUUUGCUAAAUUCUUUGUACGUUUGUAUUUUCAUGGUCAUUUACAUCAUGAUAUUGUAAAUACAUGUAUAAUAACUUACUUCAUUCAACCUUUUGUUGCUUGAUUAAACACAUUUCAUUUUAUACACACAUCAUGAGCUUCUUGUUUGAAUGUCCAUUUGCUUAAUUCAUGUUUUUUCUUCAGUUUCUAUGCUGGUGCAUUGAUAGAUACACAGCAUUUUGUUCAUUUAUUUAUGCUUUGCAUCAAAACAAACUUGCAUGUAUGCUUGUAAAAAAAGCAUGAUAUAUCAAUAGAAUUAGAUUGAACAAAGUUUCUAAUUUAUUUUUAUUAAUAAAACUUUAUUUUCC